Molecule: messenger RNA, 891 nt
Organism: Cajanus cajan (pigeon pea)
Lineage: Eukaryota; Viridiplantae; Streptophyta; Magnoliopsida; Fabales; Fabaceae
Product: mitochondrial inner membrane protease ATP23
Biological process (GO): mitochondrial protein processing; mitochondrial proton-transporting ATP synthase complex assembly
Molecular function (GO): metalloendopeptidase activity
Source: RefSeq, a predicted model, not a curated record
GCGUAAUUGAAGGGACACGAGCAAUUACAUAAGAAAAGAUUUUAACUUCAGGUUAUUUGUCGCCUCAGUCAGCAAGCUCUGUGCUAAUUCUAGGUUGCCGAGAAAUGGUGAAAACUGAGGAAGAAUGCCAAGCCAUGAUUCACAAGAGUUUCCAAACUCCAAUGGUGAGGUUUUUGAGGGAACGCUUGGAGAAAGCUGGGUGUGCCGUAGGAGCCAAUUUUUUCAAAGCUGUUACUUGCAGUGAGAAAGUCGCCGGUAAUUAUGUUACUGGUCAAGGGGUAAAAGUGUGCAGCAAUUAUAUGCGAAUUCAAGACGAAGUCAACCAGGUGGUAAUUCAUGAGCUAAUUCAUGCGUUUGACCAUUGUCAUGCUGCCAAUUUGGAUUGGUCUGAUUGUGCUCACCUGGCUUGUACUGAGAUACGAGCUAGUCAUCUAAGUGGUGAUUGCCAUUACAAGCGGGAACUACUGAGAGGUUUCAUGAAACUACGAGGGCAUGAACAGGUACAGUAUCCUGUGAAGUGUAUUAUAGAAAUCCUGUUCCUAGGUGAUGACCUUGACUUUGGUCAACAACUAAAAGAUGGGCUAAUCCUUCAUUUUGUAUGAGAUGCCUUUUUAGAUGGAUUGAACCUUGAGCCCAGUCUAUAGCAAGGGUGGUUCACACAAAUGAUAUAGUUGAAGGGGUUAAAAAACAUGUGGAAGCAUAACUUGCAGUACCAUAUGACUGCUACUUCUUUUUCCUAGUGCUCAAUAUAACUUGUUCUUUCUUUUAGGGAGCACACUUUCCUCAAAAUUAUGUAUUUUGUUAUUCUGUCAUGCAUUUCUCUCUUUGCUUUAGUAUAUUUGAGAUUUUAGACUUUUUUUUUUUUUUCUGUAAUUUGUUCAAUACUGAAUU